Messenger RNA from Mercenaria mercenaria, 1354 nucleotides. RefSeq names its product tetratricopeptide repeat protein 19, mitochondrial-like. The transcript is spliced from 2 exons. Bases 26 to 1168 code for a protein of 380 amino acids. The record is from RefSeq and is a predicted model, not a curated record. Gene Ontology annotation, cellular component: mitochondrial inner membrane. Gene Ontology annotation, biological process: mitochondrial respiratory chain complex III assembly. Gene Ontology annotation, molecular function: protein binding. NCBI's taxonomy places the organism in Eukaryota, Metazoa, Mollusca, Bivalvia, Venerida, Veneridae.
UAACACUUAACUUACAUAAACAAAUAUGGCUGCCACCACAGUGCUAAAAUUUACUAAAAUAUACUUUCGGAUGAAACCUUAUAUUUCCUUUGCAAAUACAACAUGUAAAUGCAUUUUUUGGAGUUCCAGAUUCACAAGCGAUCUUGGAAAACUUCCAAAGUUAUUGCCUAAACACACGAAAAAGUCCUACCAGCUGAGGACAGUAGCACUCGGACCAGCAUUGGCAUUUCUUGGCUUUGGAAUGAAGAAACAGGAAGAAAUGAGUGAGAAAGAUCAAGUUCGACAGAUAGUUUCCAAAGGAAUUGUUGCUAAACAGAAUGGCAACAUUGCUGAGGCCAGUAAAGCAUUUCAUGAGGCACUUACAAGGUCGACAGAUUUCCUGAAUGACAAAAAGAUAACUAAAGAUGACCAUUUAAAUCAUAGAGUAUUUAUCUAUGAUCAGAUAGCUAACCUGUCCAUGGAAAUGGGGGAUCUGAAAACAGCAGAGUUGGUCUUCAAGGACACAAUGAAAUUAGCAUUAAGUUUAGGGAUGUCAGAGAAUGAUAAUGCUAUGAUAGAGAUGUCACUGAAACUUGCUACAAUAUACCUGUACAGCGGUCGUACAGAUCUCGCUGUCCAGGGACUCAAGCACUGUAUAACUGAACAGGAAACUAAAUUGGGAGAGAAACCAGCAGCUGGAUCAGAUAAUAAACCAGCAGAUACAGCCAAGAUAAAGGAAGAGGAAGACAAUACUAAAGUGUUACUAGGGAAAGCUUUAAAACAUUUAGCUAACUAUCAUCUCCAGCAACGAGAUUUUAAAGCUGCUGAAUCGCUCAUGCUGAAAUCUCUGGAAAUUUCUCGGUCAACAUUAGGCAGCAAUGAUGAUAACACAUUUGUGAUAAUGAAUGAUAUAGCUACGUGUCAGAUAAUGCUGCAGGAGUAUGAGAAAGCUGAAAGUUUAUUGAACGAGGGCAUUAAACUUAGUGGUAAAGCUCAAAGUCUGAUGCAGUCUGCCUUUCUCUCAAAUCUUGGAGCUCUGUAUAUCAGAACAAAAAGAUUCAGUGAAGCACAGACUGCAUGUGAACGAGGUUUGAAGGUAGCAGAGAGAGGAAAUGAUGACUACCUGAAAGCACCAUGUAAAGCUUGUCUUGAACGGUUAGCACAGCUAAAAGAUUCUCAACAGAAAUGAAAUAUAACUGAAGAUUUAACCAAACAAAAAAAGUGUGAUAAAUGUGUAAUGUAGCUUUACCACAAGGUCACAAAUCAUCAUGAUUUUAAAUGUGACUGCAUAGGAAAUGUGACCUGGAUUUACCUGUAAAGAUAUAAUGUUCAUAUCAUCCAUUGUUUUAAGUUAAUAAAUGUUGAUUUGAAUAAA